Molecule: messenger RNA, 4778 nt
Organism: Seriola aureovittata
Lineage: Eukaryota; Metazoa; Chordata; Actinopteri; Carangiformes; Carangidae
Gene: elovl5
Product: ELOVL fatty acid elongase 5
Exons: 8
Coding region: 157-1041 (294 amino acids)
Biological process (GO): fatty acid elongation, saturated fatty acid; very long-chain fatty acid biosynthetic process; fatty acid elongation, polyunsaturated fatty acid
Cellular component (GO): endoplasmic reticulum membrane; endoplasmic reticulum
Molecular function (GO): fatty acid elongase activity
Source: RefSeq, a predicted model, not a curated record
CUGCACAUUGUGCUCAGACCGGGCCAGCCAGCCAAGGUUACACAGUCGUUUUCUCUCCCCGCCUCUGAAGGUAGACAGUCCACGGCAAACAGCUGCGGCUCUUCAUCCACACUCAACAUUUCGCCACCGGACGGCUGGGGGACUUUGUGGUGACAAAUGGAGACCUUCAAUCAUAAACUGAACACUUACAUAGGGUCAUGGAUGGGUCCCAGAGAUCAGCGAGUGAAGGGAUGGCUGCUGCUGGACAACUACCCACCAACCUUUGCACUCACAGUCAUGUACCUUCUGAUCGUGUGGAUGGGGCCCAAGUACAUGAAACACAGGCAGCCGUACUCCUGCAGAGGCCUCCUGGUGCUCUACAAUCUGGGCCUCACACUCUUGUCUUUCUACAUGUUCUAUGAGCUUGUUACUGCUGUGUGGCACGGUGGCUACAACUUCUACUGCCAGGACACUCACAGUGCACAGGAAGUGGAUAACAAGAUUAUAAAUGUCCUGUGGUGGUAUUACUUCUCCAAGCUCAUCGAAUUCAUGGACACAUUUUUCUUCAUACUACGAAAGAAUAAUCAUCAGAUCACGUUUCUUCACAUCUACCACCACGCUACCAUGCUGAAUAUCUGGUGGUUCGUUAUGAACUGGAUACCCUGCGGCCAUUCGUACUUCGGUGCGUCCCUAAACAGCUUCGUCCACGUCGUGAUGUAUUCUUACUACGGCCUCUCAGCCAUCCCAGCCAUGCGGCCGUACCUUUGGUGGAAGAAAUACAUCACGCAGUUACAGCUGAUCCAGUUCUUUUUAACCAUGUCCCAGACAAUGUGUGCAGUCAUAUGGCCAUGUGACUUCCCCAUGGGAUGGCUGUACUUCCAAAUAAGUUACAUGGUCACCCUCAUUAUCCUUUUCUCAAACUUCUACAUUCAGACGUACAAGAAGCACAGUGGUUCUCUAAAGAAGGAGCACCAGAACGGCUCUCCUGUAUCAACAAAUGGACAUGCAAAUGGGACGCCAUCUAUGGAGCACAAUGUACACAAGAAACUGAGGGUGGAUUGACAUUUGCGAAACCGAUGCUCACUCUAGUGUGUUAGCUAUUGCUGCUAGGAGGUAUAAUUAUCUUCUUAUCUAGAAUAAUCUAGCAUUCACUUGAUGAAAUAAGCCAUAGCCACAUAUAUCCAGAGACUUUCCAUGUUUUUGCACACACUGCUACUCAUGGCAUUGAAUUAUGAAAUUAAUAUAGUUUAAAGAGAAGAGUAUUGUAGUAUGGCUGACGCUGCACAACGUGUCCUCCCCCACCCUCUAGAGGAAAUUCAUUCCAAAGCGAAAGAUCUUGUUCUUGCUACCAGCAAACAAACACGUAUUUUGACUCAUUCAACGAUGCUUUACACACAGGAAGUCCAAAGAUGAAAGCUCCAGCGAGUGUGUUGGCAGCUGAAGGUUUCAUUACACUCAGUGACAUCAACUUAAGGGACAAUUAAAACAACACAGUGCUUACUAUGGUCUUUAAUGUCUAACUAGAGCAUGCAUCUUGCGUCUUGCCUUAUCUAACUCCUGCCUGUGCUAAAUUUUGCCCUUUAUAACUGUAAUGCAUUUUAUUAGCAGGUAUUGUAGUAACAACAGAAGUUGCAUAUUGCUGUAUAUUUGCAGCGCAGGGUCUUCAAUUUGGAAUAUUUAGCCAUCUAACCAAAGCAUAACCAAAGCAUAUAAUGUACAUUCAUAUGCAAGGCUUCAUUUUUAAACCAGUUCAAGACACAAUUUUAGAGGGCAGUUGUUGUGUUUUAUGAGCACAAUUUAAACUCAGUCCUCCUUAGAAUCCCCUAUGUUACAAAGAUCAGUUUUUCUCCUUUCUCACUGUGUUAUAUCUACUAUAGCUUUAUCCAGUAAAUGCAGUUAGAACUUCAAAAAACACUUUAUAUUCAAAUAAAUUUUACUAUAUAGUUGAGAAUGAAAGCUCGCUAUUGACCAUGGAAACAGCAGAUGAAAAAACAAUCUCACCACAGUGUCCAUUUACAGCAGUAGAUGCUCUGGUGGUUUUGCUUGUCACACGAUCUUCACCAACACAUGGAUUUUUCCCAGGUGUCCAGAGAAGUUUUUAACAUGCUCAGAAAAAUCGAAACAUAAACCUCAUCUUGAGGUUUCUGUUUUAAUGUUUUAAUCAUCAUGAGCUGCUGGACACUUGAACUUCACCCUAGGGUAUAAAUAAAGUAUAGAUCUAUCUAUCUGCUGAGGAAGAUCAGAUGAUACAAACAAAAGCGCCAGAACAGCUACUAAAUGGACCUCGUAGUGGAAUUAUUUUGUCAAUUAGUUAUUUUUUUUAUUUUUGAGUCUAUACAUAAAUAGGGUGCCUUCUGGACCAGUUAAUUUGGUUUCUAAUGUAGCAUUUCUCAUCUUUUCAAUAUGCUCUCAUCCUGCCUCAUGUUGGUCCAUUUCAGACUAAUAUGUGUCAAACUUCCUGUUCAAAUCCUGUGCCUGACUCUUCGCUUGUUUUUUGUUUUUUUUAAUUAUCAAAUGUCCUAAAUCAUCAUUCCUAACAUCUGGCACAUACUACAUGCAAUAGUGAUGUUUAUCUUAGGUUAGAUCAAGAUCAAUACCACUUUCACGGUUAGCCUAGCUUAGCAUAAAGACUGGAAACUGGGGGAAACAGGUAGCCUAGCUCUGUCCAAAGGUAGAAGAAAUCUGCCUACCAAAACCUCUAAAGCUCACUUUAAAUCUUAUUACCUUUGGAAGAGAGCCAAACCUGCUGUUUCCAGUCUUUACACUAAGCUAAGCUAACUGGAUGCUGGCUGUAGCCUUAUAUUUAAUGCACAGAUAUGAGGUAUCUUCUCAACUAUUGCUCAGCAAAACUAUUCCUUAAGCAUUCUCCAAAACACAAAACAAAAAAAAACAAAAAAAAAAAUCAGAACUGUUUUUCUUUUUCUCUUUCUGAGUUUUUGCGAUGUAAAAACAAAGUCGUUACAUGAAAAUUAUUUUUUUGUGGGGAAAGAAGGUUGUAGUGAUGCAACUAUUUAUUCCUUUGUGUUCCUUGUGUUAUUUUCCUUUUACCAUUGUCGGGGGUCUAUUGUACACAGUAAAUGCUGGUAAAGAAAACAAAAGGUACAAAGAUGUUUGAAUUGUGAACUGUUAAUGCGACGCCCUCGCUAUGGUGCACUGCUGCGUCGCUCUACCAUGCUGAUUCAAUUUAAUGAGAUGCUGUAUGGCCUUAACCAUUGAAUGAGCAUGACAUGUUGCUCAAAUGUAUAGGUGACCUACAUUCAUGUUCAGUGCAUCAGAAAUGAUUGUUAAAAUCUGAAUAAUACAUACAAAGGCCUCAGUUUCUCUGCAUGAUAAAUCUGGUUCUCAGGCCAAUAACACAAAGCUGGUUUAACAAGCAUGAACCGCAUCUACUCAGAAAUUUAACAAUAGUGAAUUUGUUUUUAAUUUCCAGCUACACUUCAUCACUGGUACAGUUCAUCUGUUGUACAAGGUGUCAGCACUGAAGGUAACAGGGUUUACAUAUUCACAGGCAGGAUUGGCAUUAGCAUUAAAUUACUCCCCAACUGAUAAAGGCCAAAGAAGCAUACAGGUAUGAGAUAUUACAUUUUAUAAACUGUUAAAAUAAAUGGUUACAUUUUUGAAAUUUGCGGUAAAUGUGGGUUAAUACGCUUUGACUCAUGCUUUACUCACUGUAACAUUAAAAACAAACUGAGAUUGUAAACCUGCUGGUUUUCCUUCCUUGAAAAUGAUGUAAACACUACAAAUAAUAUUGCCCCUGUAGGGCAACAGAGGUGAGAGUUCAUUGAGCCUCAUACAUAUUUUGAAUUUUAAUUGUAUUAAUUCAAUGGUUUGGGACAACAUUUAUCAGCCAUGCUUUGUGUUUUAUGCUAUUUUAGCAUGCUAACACGCUAAACAAAAGUGUUGAAUAUUAUACCUGCUGAACCUCAGCAUGUUAAGGCAAAAUUGAGCAUGUUAACAUGCUGACUUUAGCAUUUAACUAAAACCACUGCAUGGCCGUUGACUUAUGAAUUUUAGUGAAUAUGAUGCAAGUCAGAUUCUUUUUCCAAACUGGCUCUGAUGAACAAAAUAUACUCUAAUAUCAACUUUGCUUUAUCAGAGUAUUAAAAAAAUUGUUUAGAGAAGCUUUUUGAAUGAAAGUGUCAACAAAUAUUUCAAAUAUUUAGUUGGAUUUGUAAAGUCCAUUCCUACUUUGGUUCUCAGGUGAUGAAGUAUUAUGUGUUUCUAUAGAAGAGUUUUUUUUGUUUGUUUUUUUCAAAUGUUGUAAACAAAUCAGAUAUAAUACAGGUUCUAUAUAGUGAAGAAAAACGUUAGAAGAGGAUAGAUGCUCUCCAAAUAUAGUAGUUUUGGAUUGUCGCACAUUCAAGACUAUGAUAUUGAAUACUAAAAUUAUUAACACGAGUUUUCCCUGAAAGAUACUUCCAGAGCCUUUCUCCUAUGUUGCUACUUCAAUACUUAAUAAAGAAAUGUUAGUAUUCAUUUGAGUUUUUGCUCCUAAGCCUUGGAAAACCCAUCUUUUGUAGUACUGCUGUAGUGCUAACAGGUCUUAAUGUAGUUCAUCUAGCUACUGGUCCAGUCAGUGUCAUCAUCCACUGACUGGUGAAAAUUAUUUUGCUAACAGAAAAAAUAUAUAGAUUGGCAGGUAAAAUAAUGGCAUAAUGACAACAGCAGUGAUUCAAACAACAGUGCUGAAAAGCUUCAAAUCAUUAUAUUUCUUUAUAGAAAUGACAGCAGCUUCAUAGUUCCAAUUAAAAUGUCUUACUGUAAAUUAGCCAAAUAAAAACACCAAUGUUCUCCGUUUC